Molecule: messenger RNA, 327 nt
Organism: Anisakis simplex (herring worm)
Lineage: Eukaryota; Metazoa; Nematoda; Chromadorea; Rhabditida; Anisakidae
Source: the annotation of a GenBank genome assembly
AUGAAAGCUAUAAUUAAACUGUGCACAUGUGCUCGAGUGCCAUCGUUCUCGUCAUCACUUCAGUUGUUUUCAAGGUCAAUAACAUCUUUAUCAAGCAUUCAUUCCGAAACGCCAUCAUCAACCUCAGACUAUGCUCAGUCGUAUGAGCUCAAACUGGAAUCCCUCAAACCUAAGGAGACCUUUUUGAAGACGCUGAAUGGCAAUGAACAAAAUCUAAUCAAGAAACUUGUCAAGGAAUUGGAGGUUUAUCUAUGGAUGGCACCAUCAGCUCCAGAAGUGAUGUCUGAUGACGAUUGGCGUCGUUUACUUACACAGCCGAGUCUUUCA